AUGAUGAAAAAGUCUAACUCAGUACAACUUUGCCAAAAUGACGAAGAUGAAACUACAAUGGAUUCGAUGGAUAAUAUAAUCGUGGUACGAGACUCUUCUGGUCGUGGGUCGGCUAAAUCUACUAUUUUACAAACUGCUUUGCCAAUCACAGAUCCGGUUAAGGAAACGGAAAUAUUGGAAAGUAUUGAUGCAGCAUAUUUCAUCGACGAAGGAUUCGAUGCAACCGACUAUGAACUGAAAAAAGUUAUGGGUGCCGAUAUUUUGCCUGAAGAUUUAACUGGAGAAAUGGACAAAUUAAAGCAACAAUUACAAGUUGUUUCUAAACGGGUAUCGGAAGUGAUUAUGCAGGAUUGGCCUUCUUAUUCAUCCCAGCUGGAAGAUAUUGCUGAAAUUCAAAAAGAUCUAGAUAGUAUCCUUUUGGUAAUGCAGAAUAUGCGAAAGAAACUUGCUCAAGCGAAACUUGAAAAUCAAAAUGGUCUGGAAAUAAUUGCAAAUUACAGAAAUCGAAUAUUUUUAAAGAAGUUAUUAUCGUCCCUCGAGGACAUUAAAACAUUAUACGAAGUACAGUUCCAAAUUAAGGAUCUUGUCCAGGAGGAAAAUUUCCCUGCAGCCAUUAAUAUGUGUUAUGAAGCACAGAAAGCUACAGUAACUUUUAAUCAAUUCAGCUGCGUCAAAGAGUUAUCAACGAAGUUGCAUGAAGCUUUGGAAGAAAUCGAAAUAAAUUUGGAUAACUGUUUGGCCUCGAUAACGAUUUUAUUUAGCGUUGAUCGUUAUUCAUCGAUUUAUACUGCCUAUAAAUUGUUAGGUAAAGUUGAGGAAUGUGCGAUGAAAGUGGUUGGCUUUACUCGUGCAACUUUAGAAAGCUCAGCGAGGACGGUUAUCAGUGAUAAGAUACUGCCCAUUAGGACUGAAACGAAAAUUCAAGAAUUAUCAUAUGAGCAGCUUUGUGAGGCUGUGGAUAUGGGUCAAAUAUUGGACUGUGUGCGCGAAUUGGGGUUUGUUAUUUGUAAAGUGUUGUUUACAUAUCAUUCUAUUUUGCUUUUCCACAUCGAUGAAGAUGAAAGGUUGGAAUGUGCACACGAAAAAACAGAAAAUCUGGGCAUUGUUCGUAAAAUUCUCGUGGAUUCCUUAUAUUCUAUUUUCAAGACUGCAUCAGUAAAAUUCAGCACUUUAUUAUAUUGUCAUGAUCUCUCGCUUCUAAAAAUCGAUCAAUUUCUGGAUAUUAUUGAAAUGUCAAACCGAUUCAAACAGUUUGGUCGCACUUACUUUGGUAAUGUUUGUGGUGAAGUUACGAUGUCAUUGGAAAAGCAGAGUGAUCAGUACUUCAAGAGAUUCCAUUAUGAUCGAAUGGAUGAGUUACGUAUGUUUUUGGAAAAUGAAGCUUUUGCUUUAUGUCCGGUGCCAUUACAAUUCACUUUGUUCGAUUUUCAGGAAUUCAGUUUCCUGAAGGAAUUGAGUGGAUGUCGAGGAGGAGUUGAUUCUUCUUUACAUUCUAAAAUUGAUCUGGAUCUGGGUGAGCCAUUAGACUUUCAGAUUCUUCAGCCGACCGAUGUAAAUCCUUUUCUGAUGGGAACUACAGAUAUGGAUUCUUCUGCUAAGGAUGUUGAUAUCACCAUUAUUUCAAGUGCGAAAAAUUCGUCGAACGAUGAUGUGGAUAAUGACAGAUAUCGUCUGGAUGGUAGUUUCUCACAGCUGGCUCCAAUUCUUUGUAAUGCAUCACUGAAUCUCUUACGCUUUAUUGGGAAAUACAUUCGGAUGGCUUAUGUGCUUCACUCAGUUGCUGAUCAAGCUGUAAAUGGUAUUUUUGAACUCUGCAGCUAUUUUUUCUUUGCGGUAUAUUCAUUUUUCGUGUCAAAUGCACAUAGUGUUACUGAAUCUUUUUUCUCUCCAAACUUAAAAAAUGUUAUGGACAAUUUAGAAAGUGAUUUAUUUAGUGAUGAUUCACCUUCAGAAGGUGCAAAUAAAUUUAAAUGUUUUCCCUGCACAUUGUUACAAGAUGUUAAGCUUGAUUCAGCACCUAGUUAUGCCUUACGUGAACGCAUUGUUGGCGCUGAAUCUGUAAAUUUUAUUUCUAAACAGCUUGAUCUCAUCCGUCCAGUUAUCGAAUCGCUGGUUAAUCGUGAUGUCAUCGAGAAAUAUUAUACAGAGAUCCUGGCUGUGAUACCAAAAAUGAGAGAAUGUAUCUAUGCUUGUGCAAUAAGCUGUUUAAUUGAUUAUGAUUGGUUUGUGAAUGAUAUAAUGACAACGAAAUGGGACAUUUGUCAGCUCCAAUCGCAACAUAGCACUUAUGUUGAUAAUAUUUUGCAAGAAUUUUCAAGGAUUAACGAUUUGCUUUCUGAAAUCGCAAAACAAAUACCAAUUACAAGACCGGUUCAAAAGACUUUUUGGAGCAUAGUUAUAUAUUGUACAUUUAAUGCACUUGUCAAAGGUUAUGGUGAAUUUGGGAAAAAGUGCUCGAAUGAAGGGCGUGCAUUAAUGCAGUUAGAUUUCCAACAGUUAAUUGCAAAACUCGAACAACUUAUCGAUUUUAUGCCCAUCCCACACAAAGCAUAUGUUGAAAAUUACAUCAAAGCUUAUUAUUUACCUGAAAGUUCGAUGGAAUCGUGGAUUUUGCAGCACAGAGAAUAUACAACAAAUCAAAUCAUAACACUUUUAAAUGUGGCAACACAUAUUUCGAAGAAAGCCCGAACACGAAUUAUUAAUGCACUCGAGGAAUAA
Messenger RNA from Brugia malayi, 2718 nucleotides. RefSeq lists its product as uncharacterized. Gene Ontology annotation, molecular function: SNARE binding. The record is from RefSeq and is a predicted model, not a curated record. Lineage: Eukaryota; Metazoa; Nematoda; Chromadorea; Rhabditida; Onchocercidae. Bases 1 to 2718 code for a protein of 905 amino acids. Gene Ontology annotation, cellular component: EARP complex. The transcript has 23 exons. Gene Ontology annotation, biological process: retrograde transport, endosome to Golgi; endocytic recycling.